ACCAAAGCGCUUGAGCGCGUGAAUGCGUGUGGAUAGUGUGUUCUACGAGAGGCUGAAGCGACGCGGUUGAUGCGUUUGACACUGGAACACAAUGACUCUACUGGGAUCUGAACAUUCCAUUCUGAUUCGCAGCAAGUUUAAAUCAGUCCUACAGCUGAGACUCCAGCAGAGGAGGACACGAGAGCAGCUCGCUGAGCAGGGCAUCAUGCCUCCCUUGAAGAGUCCGGCUGCGUUCCACGAACAGAGGAAAAGUCUCGAGCGAUCCAAGACGGGAGAUUAUUUAAAGCACAAAAUCAGAAGUCGACCAGAGAAAUCUGAGCUUGUCAACAUGCGUAUUCUACAAGUGAACCAUGGGAAGUUAGCGCAGCAGGAGGACUUGUACGCGUUUGAGGAGGACAGCAGCAGUGAGAGUCUGUCUCCAGAUCAGCUGCACAGUGAAGAGUCGCAGUGUUCAGCUGAAGCGCUUACAGAGAACAAGAGCUCACCGGCACUCACCAACACUGAUCAUGGGUCUCAGAGCAAAGACGGCAGCUCUCAGAACCAGGAGGAGAACAUGAUGAACAGCCAGGAAACACCUCCGAUUCCCGUUCCUGCAAUAGUCAAGCAGUCCAAAAUGUCUGAGAAGAACCGCCACAAGAAACCCAAAGACAUCAAGCCUAAAGUGAAGAAGCUGAAGUACCACCAGUACAUCCCGCCGGACCAGAAGGCAGAGAAAUCUCCUGCGCCGCAGAUGGACUCAGCGUACGCAUGUCUCCUGCAGCAGCAGCAGCUCUUCCUGCAGCUACAGAUCCUCAGCCAGCAGAAACCCCAUCCACAGCAGCAGAGCUUCAGCUACCAGACCCUCAGCCAGAACACCACACACAAGCCGUCCGGUGAGCAGCAGUCGUCGUGUGCGUCCAGUGUUCAGAGCAGCAGCAGCUCGUCAUCUCCAGUGAAGAGCAGCUCCUGUAACCCGUCCAUCAGCCCCCUCAGAACCGGACCGCUGCCCGCCGACCUGGACGACCUGAAGGUGUCUGAACUCAGGCAGCAGCUGCGCAUGCGUGGUCUGGCCGUGUCUGGCACUAAGACUGCGCUCAUCGAGCGGCUGCGGCCCUUCAGAGACUCCAGCUGCGCUUCUCCAGCCGCGUUCCCCGUGACGCCCACCGGAUCGCUCUCGUCCUGCCACUUCUACCGGUUCUGCAGCAGCGGCUCCACGCCGCCCAUCUCUCCGGCCUCGUCCGAGCUCUCCGUCAGCAGCUUCAGCGACGCCACCGUGUCCUCGCCACAGUUCGGCCUGAGCGCAGACGAGGGACCGGACCCCGAGAAGGACAAGAUGCUGGUGGAGAAGCAGAAGGUGAUCGAGGAGCUGAGGUGGAAGCUGCAGCAGGAGCAGAGGCAGGUGGAGGAGCUGCGCUUGCAGCUGCACAAGAGGAAGCGCAUGCAGGACUGUCCCGCUCCGCCGCAGCACAUGACGCAUCUGCAGCAGUUCUACAGUGUGUCUGUCAAGCAGGAGCAGAUGAAAGGCGGCUGCAUGGCUCACUGCGAUCUCCUGGAGCUGCAUUCGUCUGGAAGCCCCGCCGGUCUGUCUGCGCUCCUGAGCCCUCAGUGUUCUCCUGAAGAUCCGCCCGUCACCAAACCCUCCAGCAGCCCUCCAUCGCCAGACUCACACACGCUGCUGCAGAACGCAAGCAGAGCCACGCGCAGCACACAGCUGCAGCAGAAGAGCUGCUCGUAUCCACCUGACCAGAGAAACCUGCCGACGCUGUACCAUCAGAGUCCUUCAGAGACCAGCGUCAGCGCCAGAGGAUCCACCAGAGCCAAGAGCGCCGGCAGACAGCAGAACCAGAUGUCACGCAGCCAGCAGAUGGACGAGCUUCUAGACGUCCUCAUCGAGAGCGGAGAAAUGCCAGCUAACGCCAAAGAAGAGCGGUCUCCUGUAACCAAAGUUGUGCCUCACCUUACAGUUUCGCCCAAGUUCCACCGACACUACAGUCAGGUGUCGCCCUCCAUGCUGUGGUCCGAUCACGGAGACGCUCACCUGGAGCCGCUGCUGAGCCGGACGCAAGGAGACGCGGCGCUCCUGAAGAUGCCAGCUGAGGACGGAUUCACAAAGAUCUCAGCGGGUGCCGCCGAGGGUCACGGCCUCGGAAUGACCUUCGCGGAGUCGCCGUGGGAGACGAUGGAGUGGCUGGAUCUGAUUCCACCCAGCUCCGCCAACGCCUCCCACAGCGGCCUGCCUCCGUCUGGACCGAGCAUCUUCAACACGGAGCUCCUGGACGAGACCGACAUCAGCCUGCACCUGGAGCACUGCUUUGUUUCUUCUGGAAUGUAAUUCGUAUGACAGAAAGCUUUAGUAUUGCUAGGCCACUGAACAACAUCACCAGUAUUUGUCUCCACCGCUGUAUUACUGUACCAGAGCUCAAUAAACAAACGUAAAAG
Molecule: messenger RNA, 2418 nt
Organism: Sinocyclocheilus grahami
Lineage: Eukaryota; Metazoa; Chordata; Actinopteri; Cypriniformes; Cyprinidae
Product: myocardin-like
Exons: 13
Coding region: 92-2311 (739 amino acids)
Biological process (GO): cardiac muscle cell differentiation; smooth muscle cell differentiation; positive regulation of transcription by RNA polymerase II
Cellular component (GO): nucleus
Molecular function (GO): transcription coactivator activity
Source: RefSeq, a predicted model, not a curated record